AAACGUGGAGGAGUCGGGACCUCCGGCAGGAACUCAGGAGCUUUUUCUGUCUUUCUUUUUUGUCUGUCCGUGGCGGGGUUCGGGACGGCUCGGAGGAACUGUGACAGACGCAGAGAUGGACAUCGAGAAGGAAGUGAAGAAGAUGUCCCUUGGCCACGAGUUUGGAGCGGGAGCCGCUUGUUUGAAAUGCAAGGACAAGUGUGAGGGCUUCGAGCUGCAUUUCUGGAGAAAAAUUUGCCGAAACUGCAAAUGUGGCCUCACAGAGCACGACGUGCACAUGAACACGGAGGAGAACAAGAAGGUCGGCAAGCUUUUCGAGGACACAAAGUUCACGGGCCUCAUUGCCAAGCUGAAGACGGACGGCAUCCCCGGGCACCAGGGCAGCAUGGUGACCAUCACUUUGCCCAGCCCCGCCACUGCUUACAGGCUCUCCCCCACCGCCGCCUCGGACCCAGUCAGACCGGCGUCCUCCGCUGGAGCGCCUGUGGGUUCCUCACCCAUCAGUGGUCAGGUUCGGCCUCAGCCCGCUCCUGUCAGCGUCACACCGGUCAAGGCUGACAAAGUACCGCUGACUGCAAGUGUCACAAAAGCCAACGUCGAGCCCGUCCCCCAAGACGCUCCGAUGAAGUCUGUCACCUAUGAGUGGGCACCACCGGUUCCCAACAAAUAUCUGGCCGUACGUUACAUCCAGCUGCUCCCCCCUGAGAAGCGUCCUGUGGCCGGCACUGAAGGCGCCGUCUAUCGCCGGCAGCAGAUGGCGUGUCAGCUGCCUGAGCAUGACCAGGACCCAUCCAAGUGCCACGAGCUAAGCCCUGCAGAGGUGAAGAAGAUGCAGCAAUACGUCCGCAAGUACAAACAGGAGGCCCUUGGGGUUGGAGAUGUCCUGCUGCCUGCAGAGAUGGCUCACGUCCAGGCAGGAAGACAGGGUGGAGAUAUGGCCGGGGCUGGAGGUAAGCCUGGCUCGGGUGUUGGGCUUGGUGCCAAUGCUGGAGGUGAGGUUGGUGAAUCUGGACCUGGAAUUGUGAAUGCUGGAGUUGGUUCCGGCUCUGACUUUGGAAGUGUUGGAGCUGGAAGCAGAAGUGGAGGAGCUGGAGCUGGACCAGCGUCAGGACCUAAAGCAGGCCAGUCUGCCGGCUGUGGACCCACCGGAGGAGCCAUGGGUACCACUGCCACUGCUGGAGCCAUGAACAGCGGACAAGAGCUCAAGAACUUUUCAUGCCAUCAUUGCAAGCAGCCCAUGCAGCAGGGCGAGCCGGCCGUCUACGCCGAGCGGGCCGGCUACGACAAACUGUGGCACCCCGCAUGCUUUGUGUGCUGUACCUGCCACGAACUGCUUGUGGACAUGAUCUACUUCUGGAAGAAAGGCAACAUGUACUGUGGACGCCAUUAUGGAGACAGCGAGAAGCCCCGCUGUGCCGGCUGUGAUGAGCUGAUCUUCAGUAAUGAGUACACCCAAGCGGAGGGACAGAACUGGCACCUGAAGCAUUUCUGCUGCUUUGACUGUGACUGCAUCUUGGCUGGAGAAACGUAUGUGAUGGAAAAUGACAAACCCAUCUGCAGGCCCUGCUACAUGAAGAACUACGCUGUGAAAUGCUCAUCCUGCCAGAAUGCAGUGGACCCUGAAGCUCAGAGAGUUUCUUACGAUGCUCUCCACUGGCACGCAGAACCGCGGUGCUUCAAGUGCUCUGGCUGCAGCAAGAGUCUGAUCGGCCAGCGCUUCAUGGUGGUGCAGAGUUUUGUCUUCUGCUCUGUGGAAUGCAAGAAGAAAAUCCUGAACUAGAGCUCCAGACCGUCCAGAAAAACCAGACCAGAAGAUGGUUUUCACUGUAUGAGACCUACACUGAGGAAGAGGUUCUACUGCUAUUGGGGUUUAAGGGGCGUCCUCCUUCUUUGUUGCAUCAUUUGUGUAAUUUUUGGUUCAACCUGUGUCUGUUUAGUGGAGUUUUGGGAAAUUCUCACCAGAAUCGCCUCCUGUUUAUUUUUUAGGAACGUCUUUAUGACACAGACACUGGAGGAGUAUCCAUCAGGGUUCGCUCCAAUCACAAAACCACCACCUGAUUUUUUUAUAUGGAAUUUAUGAUGAGGUCUUUAAAUUGAGGAACUUUUCAUAUGGAAAACUAGUUAACCAGUUGGAUCUUUUCUGCACUGAUUGUGGGACCAGGUGUAAAAACCUGCUUCAUUGUUCACCGGAUGUUUCCUGCUGUAGUGGAUAGUUUCUCCGCUGCUCAAUGCGCUACUGAUCUGAGGUUUAGUCCUUCAAGUUUCUUAAAGAACAUAUGACUGAAAACGUAGAUGCUUUAUGAACAAAAGCUUCCAGGUCAUGAAUAGUACAAAAAAGGCAGACAUGUAAAUGGCUUUUCAAAUGUUUGUAACUCAACCAAUUCCUUGUAUUCGUUCAGUGGAACGUUCCAGAUAAGCAGAGAAGUCUAAUGGAACUCACCUUUGACUUUUUGUCUCCAUGGGAAUAAAGAAAACUCUGCAAACUAA
Messenger RNA from Oryzias latipes (Japanese medaka), 2487 nucleotides. It is a transcript of the gene tes, whose product is annotated as testis derived transcript (3 LIM domains). Gene Ontology annotation, molecular function: zinc ion binding. The record is from RefSeq and is a predicted model, not a curated record. Lineage: Eukaryota; Metazoa; Chordata; Actinopteri; Beloniformes; Adrianichthyidae.